AUGGUGGCAAGGAGCCCAGGCGAGCAAGUGGGAAAGGUGUGUACUCUGACGCUGGCGGUCCAAGAUGAAAAGGGGGACAUGAACAUAUGGAAGGUGGAGAAGGCCGAAGAGAAAGCAGUUUUGGAUGCGCUCGGUACAAUCCAAAGGAUGAUGGUCACUGACCAUUGGUCGGAUCUCGACCAUCAUCCUUCGAAGAUCGAAGAUAUGAUGAUUAUAUAA
This is a messenger RNA of Perkinsus marinus ATCC 50983, 219 nucleotides long. RefSeq lists its product as hypothetical. Bases 1 to 219 code for a protein of 72 amino acids. The transcript has 3 exons. Lineage: Eukaryota; Perkinsozoa; Perkinsida; Perkinsidae. The record is from RefSeq and is a predicted model, not a curated record.